Molecule: messenger RNA, 1812 nt
Organism: Empidonax traillii (willow flycatcher)
Lineage: Eukaryota; Metazoa; Chordata; Aves; Passeriformes; Tyrannidae
Gene: LYVE1
Product: lymphatic vessel endothelial hyaluronan receptor 1
Exons: 6
Coding region: 531-1478 (315 amino acids)
Biological process (GO): cell adhesion
Cellular component (GO): plasma membrane
Molecular function (GO): transmembrane signaling receptor activity; hyaluronic acid binding
Source: RefSeq, a predicted model, not a curated record
UAAAACUACUCCAUCAAGACAUAUAAAAUAGUGGGGAGUGGAUGCAAUAAACAAAAGAAAAAUCCACCCUGGCAUGCUGUGAUACAAUAGAAGAUUUGAUUUAUUUACCAGAUGAAUAGAUAACAUGAAUAAUGAGCUAAUAAUCAGUAAAAAAAAAAAAAAAAGGAAAAAAUAGCAAAAGAAAAACUUCUUUCGAAGUGUUUACUGACUUAGCAGCACAACAGUCUUAUCUCCCUUCCUCAGCCCUGUUUUCUGAAUCAGCAGUAGUUAAAUUUUCCAACAAUCCCGACAUGAAAGGGAGUGUAAAGGGUGACUGGGGAUGUCCGGUGAGUGACCUCGCCUGUGAGUGGCACAGUCAAUGCAUUUGCUCUGACAUUCUUUCUAUGAAGCACUGCAGUGACAGCUGAAGUUGCUUUCCAGAAGUCAUCUCAGCAGAGGUCUGACAGUAUCCAGUACCUUAACUUUCUGAGCACAGGAGAAAAAAAACACCUUGAGUUCUUCAAUUUCCUGAAUUUUUCAAGUUGGUGACAAUGGCAACUAAUUUUGGAGUUACCUCAGCAGUGUUUUUCAUCUGGGUUAUGAUGUUCAUGGCUCAAAAUUACUUUGUAACAGGUUCCAUUCAGUCACUUUGCAGGAUCACAGGUGUAGGACUCUAUCUUGAGAAGAAAGUGAAUUUCUCAGAAGCAAGUAAUGCAUGUGAUCAACUGAAUCUACAAUUGGCAAGUAAAGACCAAGUUGAAAAUGCCUUGAAACAUGACUUUCAAACGUGCAGCUUUGGAUGGGUGAAAGAUGGAUUUGUUGUUAUUCCUCGGACAACACCCAACAACAAAUGUGGUAAGGGCAAAACUGGACUGGUGCGAUGGAACGCUGACCACCUCCAAACAUUUCAUGUCUACUGCUUCAAUUCCUCAGAUGUCCAGAUUAAUUCAUGUAAACCAGACCCAACCACAACCACAUUUCCUUCAUCACCAAGUGCACCAACAGACUCAACUCCACAUUCAGCCUCUGAUUUGACUGAGAACAUCACAGCGGUGCCCACUGUGACCGAGUCAGAGCAGUUCCUGAAAAGCAGAAGAUUCCGUGUCAUUUGUGUCACUGAAACGCUACCAACAGAGGGGAGCACCACAGCACUGCCAGAGGAAUCCUCCACCAGGGACUCUCCCGACCACACUGCCCGUUCUGCCUUUAGGAACGAUCCUGUCAUCUUCGGAGGUAUCCCCACUGCACUUCUUGUCCUGGCAAUCGUCUUCUUCAUUAUUUCAGUUGUUCUAGCAGUCUGUUAUAUCAAAAAGUACAAGAAAACCUUCCCAUUUUUAAACAAGAACCAGCAAAAAGAAAUGGUUGGAACUGUUGCUCUCAAAGAGGCAAAGUUAAAUGACAAAACACCUGAGAAGGACGCACAGAAUAAUGGAAAUAAAGUAGAAGAGUCUAAAACUAAGCCUGAGGCCACAGUAAAAUGUCUAGAAGCAGAAGUUUAAAGCAAAGAAUGUACAAUUCUUGAUGGAAAUAUGAAAUCAAGCACACAGAACUUUGCAGUGCUUUUAAACUUGGGUGAUUGUGAAUACUCAGGAGUAUUUUCUCUAUCUUAACAUAUGAAACCUUGUUUUUUAAUAAUUACAUCUUUGUCUACAAAUAUUCUUGCAGGAAAAUGUGGUAUAUUAUUUACUUGAAAUAAAUAAAAAAAUCCAUUUUACAGCUCCUUUUUCAUCUAUAAUAGAGAAGUAAUUAGGGAUAUGCUAUUAUUGAUAUGCACUAUGUUAACUAUUUGCAUUGAAUUCAGAUCAAUAUAUCAUUAAAGGGUUUUUAUAUCCA